Messenger RNA from Mercenaria mercenaria, 4189 nucleotides. RefSeq lists its product as uncharacterized. The transcript is spliced from 3 exons. The coding region runs from base 230 to 2326 and encodes 698 amino acids. The record is from RefSeq and is a predicted model, not a curated record. Lineage: Eukaryota; Metazoa; Mollusca; Bivalvia; Venerida; Veneridae.
ACAUCUACGGACUUGAUAUGUUAUUUCAUGUAUACACUAGAGGAAAAAUACCGCACAAUUAACAUGUAUUGAAUGAAUAAAUAAAAUGUGAUCUGCUAUUUUUGUUUGUGACUCAAAAUGUAGGUUUAUUUAUUCUGUUUGUUGUGUUUAUUUGCUGACUUCCUGGUUAUAUCAUUAAGUUCCUCGAUUGAAAUAAAUAUGGGUGUUCAGAUCGAUCUAAGUGUAAAUAAUGGGCUGCGGAAGUUCCAGUACAAGUGUUCAGACUUUCAGGAAUCCAGAAGAAAACAAAAACUACCGUAGUCAAAAAGCGCCCUCUAGGCAUUCGUCUGCAACACCUUCCAUAAGAAGUCAAAGAUCAGAAGGGAAAGAAAAGACGAAAAGAAAGUCGUCUGCAUCUAGUUCCGCGUCUGUAUCCAGUAGCAGACGACCAAGAAAAACAGACGAUGAAAGUCGAGUAAGCAGUGCUAAUUCUAAGAAAAAUUCUUACGUUAUAAAUAACAGUACACCUGUUGUGCCCGUGCCUUCAAAUAACGAAAAUGACUCUGAAGAUAUUAAUGAAAUAGACGAGAAGAAAUUGGAGGCCCAGAAACAUCACGAAGAAAUUCAGAAACAAACUUUUAUUACCGGUGAUCCAGAACAUGAAACUCGUAAUGAAAAGAUAGAAGAAAACUUUAACCAGCCAAAUACAGAAAGUCAUGAGGAGAUUGCUAAACGUAAGGAAGAGAAGCGAUCUCAGUUUGAUCAUGAAAAAGUAGAGGAAGAAAGCAUUAACAGUCACGGACCGGUACCUUUAUCAUUUCCUCCGGACAUGGAUGAUGAUACGGACAAAAAUGCAGAGUAUACAGUAGAUGAUAUAGUUGAACACAAUAAUGAAGUUGCAGAUCUAGACUGGUUUAAAUAUGGGAAAAAGAUCUACAGUUGGAAAAAGAUGAAGCCUAUCAUACAGGAACGAGUGGACCAGUUUAAAGAUAUCGGGCCAUUAAAUUAUUAUAGUCCGACCCCUGGGUCUCAAUUCGGAUACCCGAUUUAUGUUACCAGAGAUCAUGGUUUAACCAGGAAGGAGCUCGCUAAAGUUCUGACUUACUGCCGCGUGGGUAAUUCCAUCGAUGUACCACGUGAGCAAUGUCUGGCACGUAUGAAACAGAGUGCGGAAUUCGUUCUUGAAGAGGACACCGGUACAGAUUAUUUUAAGGAUUAUAAGGAUCAGUUGAAUCGUUGGUUAGCAGACUAUCCCAUGAAUAAAGUAUAUAAUGAUCCACCUGAUACACAGUCGGAUCCGAACGAAUUGGCAUUUCCUUUACCGGCCGAUAUACAAUCGGAUCCAAGUGUUCUUAGAAAGUGGACAGAGACCUGGAUAGAGUUCGAUUGUGAGGUACCUGAGGAAGGAGCUUGGCCAAUGAAGGAGCUUCUUAAAGAUGACUGGGGAGACACCCAUGAUCUGUAUGCAAAUGUAGUCCAAGAACAUCACGGUAAUGAAGCAAUUGAACCACUUGAUAUGACAAUAGAUGGUGAUGUAGCGUGGGUUGAAAUUGAACUGGAUUUGUUCAAGAAUGAUAAGACGACUGAACACCAAGAAACAGUUUGGAAGAAGCGAGCUACUAGAACAAACCUUAAUGAUCCUUUGUGGAUGAAGAAGAGACGAGAAGAGCUAGCUGAGAUACUCAAAAAGAGGUAUGAAGAACGGCAGAAACAAUACCCUGUCGAAAACUUUAUUAAUUUUGCAGAUAUUCUCGAAAAACAUUGGGAAGAGUUCCAAACGUUGUGUCAGAAAGAGUUCAUUCCCCCAGUCAGAAAGACAAGAAACAGUGCUGAAGUCAAACUUGAGACAGACGAACACCCGUAUAUCGACGGACAGGCUACUAAAAGAGCUGAUAGUGCUGAUAACAGACUGGUGAUAAGUCAUGACAUUGAAGACGAAAGACAUAGUGAUGGAAGUCAGCAUGAUCAAGACAACGAUGUGAGACUAGAAAGCAGAGGUAGCUCUCAUCGUAAUGUUGAACGCGUACAUAGUUCUAAUAGUUCAAACAAAAUGGAAAGUGAGCACGGUGAUAAUGCUGAAGAUAAAUUAGUGAUAAAUCAUGAAAACAGACAACAUAAUGAUGUUGAAAUCAACGAUGACAAUGCGGACAAUGAUGCAGAUCAAAUGCCUACUCUCGAAGCCACGGAUAGUGGUUUAGAUCUUAAUUCUAAUGAUCAACUUGACAGCGGACGCGCGGACAAUGAUAAUAGAAAAACAGAUGGAGAUAGUAUACAGCUUACUAGUAGACCUGAAUCGGAUGGAAGUGAAAAGGGUGGAAAGCAGGAAAAGGAUGACUUUUUCGAUUAAAUGUUUGAGCGAACUGAACAACUGAAGAUAUGAGCACAAAGUAUAGGUCAGGUGGACAGAGAGCAGAGUGAAAGGGUUGCGCUGGUAUUGUCUCUGUUCAGAGUACCGUGCUCAAACAAAGUACUCAAUAGUUUACAUUUAUUUAAAAAUACAUGUAUAAAUACAAACUGCUUAUUACAAAUAGUUCAUCUUGACAUAAAGUGUAUUACUACAGAUAAUCGAUUAAGUCGAUUUCUACUUUUCUUUCAUUUCAUUUACUGUCGUGUGCACAUCUGACUUUCACAAACAUUGUUUUUGACCAGUUAAACUUCUUAGUCACGUGUAUGGUAACAAAUGUUGUUAUAUAUGACACUGAAGGGGUCACAUGAACCAAAUUGCCGGUGGAUGAUUUAAAAGUUAAUGCCGUUCAACAGAUUAACUGAAAGAGGGAUGAUUUUGAUGAUGGCAAACGUAAAAAGAAUAUAUUCUAAUAUGUAAACAGUCGAUAUCUAGAACUCAAUAUGUUGCCUGUCGGAAGGUUUUAAAAUUCUAUAAGAGUCGGUGCGCUGUUUCCUACGACAAGCUGCAAUAGUCCUAUAGUCGCAUUUUUUCACAAAACUUGAAGCUACUUUUCCACAGUUUGGGUGAAAUUUCAUUUCUACUAAGUUUGGCAUAGAAUAAUAUAUGACACUGGAAAAUGAUAAAAUGGGUGAAAAUAAAAGUUACUGGUAAAAAUGCAAGAAGAAUUUAUUUGAAAAGCGUUAUUACAGUUUACUACUUUCUGCACAAUAUUUCUGGUUAUUUAUAAGAGUAUCUUGCAAACAUCGUAGUUAAAUAAGUCUGUACCACUAGUCACUUUCAGAGUACUCACUUUUUAUGGAUUUUUAAAAAAAAUAUGUUUCGCAUAAAAUGUGUGGGUUAGUAACUUUAAUUAGUACUUAAGACAACUAUAGUCAGUCGUAGAUGCCCAUUUGAAUUCUGUUCAAUGGGGUCUGGGAGGACUAUACAAGGUUCAGCUUAGCUUAUUCAAUAGCGGGGAUCUUCUCUGUGCAUUUGUAGAACCUCUAACAUUUAUUUUAUGCAUUAAAAUGCAAAUCUUUUCAUCUUUAGAAGGUAUUGCUAUUUAAAACAUUUUGUUGUAACGUUAAAUAUAUUUUAUGUUUUAAUUAUUUGCAAUUUUACCUCUGGCGAAAAAAAAACAACAACACAUAUUUCUGACGGACAAGAAAGUAAAGCAGAAUAGAAAUACUGUAUUUUAUUUUAUGUUUUUCGGUGGUUUAUCGAAAUAUAACGGUGAAUUAUAUCCUGAUAAACUCACUGGCCACUCAGUGAAAAUUAUCAAAUCUGAUACCCGGAUUAACGUCAAAAAGUUUACCGAGCGUACUGAAAGCCGGAAACAAUAUGACGAUGACGUCGUUAAAAUGACGUCAUCUUUGCGAUGCUUCCUGAUAAAAUUUCCCGCAAAUUUCGACAUUUUAUUGAAAUAAACACAACAAAAGUAGAGUUUUAGACAUAAAAUAAACAGAAAAAUUGUUGGUAUCGAUGUAAUAUCACUGUAAUUUCACUCGUGAACACCAAAAGUUGUUAUUUUCACUCGUGGCUGCGCCACUCGUGAAAAUAUCACUUUUGGUGCCCACUCGGUGAAAUUAUAACGUGAUAUUACACCGAAACCAACAAUUAUCCUCUAUAUUAUAUAAGUACUUCGGCUUGGAAAAAUCUAUCUGUGAUAUUGUAUAUAUGUGCUAUUUAUUGACCAAACAGGGUUUUUUCUCCUUAGAAUAUCAAACUAAUUAUACUUGCCUUACAGGUCAUGUCUGUGAUGUAGUUUACAAGUUCUCAUUGUGUUUGCCUUUUUUGAUAAAUUAAAAUUCUACAGAAAAACAA